AUGUUGAUGUUAUCACCAAGCUUCAUGCUCGGAGCUGCUGCUCUCCUGGUUGUCACUCAUCUCAUUAUCCGUCUGACUUCGGCCACGGCAAAGGUUCCCGGUCCCUUGAUAUCCAACUUCACCUCGCUUGUACUGAAAUGGCACGAACUCAAUGCCAACCGUACCGUAUACAUUCACGAGCUUCAUAAGAUAUAUGGCACAGUUGUCAGGAUCGCACCCAAUGAGGUCUCAUUCACUUCGAUUGAUGCUCUCAAAGAGAUUUAUGGUUCCGGUGGUAGCGGAUACGACAAAACCGAGUUUUAUGACCUCUUCCAAGUCUACGGCAAGCGAACAAUGUUCUCAACACUGGUUAAAGGCGAUCAUGCGAAACGACGGAGGAUGAUUGGCGAUAGAUAUGCCAACAGCAACGUAAUGAAGCAAGCUCCCUUGGCCGGGAUACAAGAACGCUCCAAGAGGUUUGUUGAGCGUUGUGUUGACUCACCUGACAAGACGGCAGACGUAUUUUUGUUCCACCCAUAUGGAAGCAACUGCCUGCAAAACAAGGACGACGAAGAAAUGAUGCAUCAAGUUGCUGCCGAUGACAGUCUUCAAAACCGUCUGGUCCAGUACUACAGCCCGAUUCUUCACCGUCUUGGAUCCAGCAUUCUGACUAGCUUUGCCAAACCUCGACUGAUUCCUCUGGCCGACAAUUUUGUAAUCGAGAACGCCAAAGAAGAUGGUGCAGCAGAUUUCACCGUUCUAAACCGGCUUAAGGAGAAGGAUAGCGUCCUUGAUACUAUCGACAUGGCUGCCGAGUGUCUCGAUCAUAUGGCCGCCGGCAUCGAUACGACCGGCGAUGUUCUCUGCUUCUUGAUGUGGGAACUCUCACUGCCCCGAUCGAUAAAGUAUCAACGACUUCUGCGACAAGAGUUUCGAAGCAAGCCUGACGCCAACUUUGACGAGUUGCCCAUGCUAGAUGCUGUCCUGAACGAGGGACUGAGAUGUUUCCCCGCUAUUCCAAUGUCAUUGCCUCGAUACGUUCCCCACGGCGGCCGUGUCAUUGAUGGCUUCUCCUUACCCCAUAAGACAGUUGUCAGUUGCCAGGCCCUUUCGGUUCACCGAAUUAAUGAUCAUGUGUUCCCCGAGCCGGACAGGUUCUACCCUGAAAGGUGGUUGGAGGCCGAUGGAGAUGCCGACCGACGAAGACACCAAUGGGCCUUCUCUAGUGGAGGAAGAGGAUGCAUCGGGAAACACCUUGCCAUGGCGGAGAUGAAAACCCUGCUGCGAGACGUGUAUUCACGGUACGAAACUGAGCCAGAUGAAUCAAUGAAGAGCGAAUCUAUGGCGAUGGACGAUCAACUGAUUUCCUCGCGACCUCUUGGAAAGCAAUGCCUCCUUAAAUUCGUGCCUGUGAAGGGCUGA
This is a messenger RNA of Fusarium musae, 1401 nucleotides long. RefSeq lists its product as uncharacterized. Lineage: Eukaryota; Fungi; Ascomycota; Sordariomycetes; Hypocreales; Nectriaceae. Gene Ontology annotation, molecular function: iron ion binding; monooxygenase activity; oxidoreductase activity, acting on paired donors, with incorporation or reduction of molecular oxygen. Bases 1 to 1401 code for a protein of 466 amino acids. The record is from RefSeq and is a predicted model, not a curated record. The transcript is spliced from 6 exons.